GCUUGUGAAUGCGUGUGAGUGAGUGCGCGUGUGUGUGAGAGAAAUGUCAGGAGAGACCAUGGGGCAGCAGCGUGGAGGAACUUUGUCUGUGAAAUCAGCCAAGACAUAAAGAACUACAUCACUCAGAACUGACGGGAUUUGGUGUGAAAACAGCCCCAGAUUGUGAGCGGAUAGUGUGUGUGUGAGGUGGGAUGUUAUCGGUACUCUCCUAUGGACGGAUCGUUGCCAGGGCCGUCCUGGGCGGACUCUCUCAAACAGAUGGCCGGGAUUAUAAGUUGGUCACAGCGAGCUGCGGCUUCGGGAAGGACUUCCGUAAAGGCAUCCUCAAGAAAGGCAUGUGUUACGGAGACGAUGCGUGCUUCAUAGCGCGCCACAGGUCCGCAGAUGUCUUAGGUGUGGCAGAUGGGGUGGGUGGAUGGCGUGAUUAUGGCGUUGACCCGUCUCAGUUCUCUGAGACCCUGAUAAGGACGUGUGAGCGGUUGGUGAAGGAGGGACGCUUCACUCCUAGCAGUCCUGUGGGGAUCCUCACCUCAGCCUACUACGAGCUCCUACAGAACAAAGUACCUCUGCUGGGCAGCAGUACAGCGUGUAUAGUCGUGCUGGAUCGGAGAAGUCAUCAAAUCCACACGUGUAAUCUGGGCGAUUCGGGCUUCCUGGUGGUCCGGGGCGGUGAGGUGGUCCAUCGUUCAGACGAGCAGCAGCACUACUUUAACACCCCCUUUCAGCUGUCAAUCGCCCCACCAGGGGCCGAGGGGUCUGUGCUGAGUGACAGUCCCGAAAUGGCAGACAGGUCUUCGUUUGACGUCCAGCUUGGUGACAUCAUCCUCACUGCCACGGAUGGACUUUUCGACAACAUGCCAGACUACAUGAUCCUACAGGAGCUCAAGAAGCUGAAGAACACGAAUUACGACAGCAUCCAGCAGACGGCACGCAGUAUAGCGGAGCAGGCCCACGAGCUCGCCUACGACCCAAACUACAUGUCCCCAUUCGCUCAGUUCGCCUGUGAUAACGGCCUCAACGUCAGAGGAGGAAAACCAGAUGACAUCACGGUGCUGCUCUCCAUUGUGGCUGAAUACACGGACUGAUCUGCGGAGCUUCGGCCUUUCUUUCUCUCACCUUCUAUCUCUCUAGUCCUUGUGUCUUCCUUUUCAUCUGCUGCUCGUCUGGAACCGUCUCUCGCCCAUCCUUUUCUGUCCUUGUCUUGAGUAGCUCAUGGGAAGAAAGAGGAGAGCAUGGACUUGCCAUUUUUGGUGGACAAUAGAUUCUAUAGGAGGCUGUUUUGUGCUGACAUACUAGAGGAUUAUGGGAGGAUGAGUCACCUGCUCAUCCUACGCCUCAAGUUGUAGGUUGCGGAUCCAAGAGCGAGCUGUUUUACUCAAGGUGCUUCGAAAUGAGAGCAAUCUCUCAGCACGGACAACGUAGGGGAUGUUUUUAUUUUUAGCCCCUUUUAUAGCUGGGAGAAUGUAAAGCGCGCAUGUAAGAGAGUCGGUUAAGAUUGUCUGCUGUUUGAGAUUAUGUCUGUGUGUGUGUGUGUGUGUGAGAGAGAGAGAAAGAGUGUGUCGUGUAAUUGGUGGAUUAACGUGUGUUUCAUGUCACUCGGUUCAGUAAGUGCAGCUCAGGAUAUGAUGACAUGGCUCCACCCCUUUUAAAAAGACUAAGCAGACAAUGCAGUGAUAUUAUGCGGUGCUUCUCUAUGGCGAUAUUAAAGUGUGGGCUUGGCCAGCAGAGCACAGCACAGAAGAAGCAGGGCAAAGAUGCAAAACUGGUUUUUGGUCAUUUGUGUUCUUUUUUUUUUUUUUCUUUCUUAGAAAGACUGUAAGCUGAUACUGUAACGUGUGUCCGAGGGAGAAUUUCUGUUUUGUUAGACACAUGGGGGUUUAGAGUGGUAUUAACGGCUUACUGAACUGCAUUAUGGGUAAGUGGGUAUGUAGCUAGUGCAGGGGUCUAUAAUGUGCUUACAAAUUAAAGCCUCGGUUCAUGAAUGUGCACAGUUAAAAAAUUCCCAUAAUAAACCCAGCCAUACUAGUCUGGACUAGCUUUAACUUUAAAAUAAAUAAAUUCUUUGCGACUUCCUAGAUGAGGUUUGUCCGUAUCCUGGUCUUGUGUGGCUCGAGUACAGUGCAGUGAUCUUUUGGCUUUAACUCCAGUUCAGCGUUUCUGCUGAUUUUUAAAAAUUUAAGAUACAGACAUUACAGACUUCUGUGGUGUUUAUGGAUUCAUUGCAUCUGUAUUUCAUCUCUCUCUGUUUCCAUCUGUCUUUUAUUUCUCUGGCCUUUCAGGAUGAAAAAACUAUCACGAUUGUUUAAGAGAAGCAUCUGAUCCAGAGAGACAGAAUUCUUUUAUCAGUUAAAAGUCACUUAUUUUGGUUUUGCAUACUUAUUACCUUUGAAGUGGGAAGUUUGAACUCUGGAUUGCGUUAACUUCGACCUCUCUGUGUUAAAGCUACAAAGUGAGAACUUGCUGAUGAGGUUGUAAAGGGAUUCUGAUUUGAUUUGUGUUUUAUCUCUAGUUGGAGUUUGGAAAUUCAGAUGCAUGUAUAUUUGUCAAAAGCAGCAGUUCGCAGCAGGGGUUCUGUGAACUCUAGAGGUCCACGAAGGUCCUGCAGGAGGUCUACGACCGUGUCCGAAAGUUUUAAAAACACAUUCGUGGACUCUAUAAAAAGUAUUCCUUGAAAUAGGAUAUAAAAAUAUCCUAUUUUUUCUAAAGCAGACUUUUACUCUGAAAGUUUCCUUAAACCCUACUGUAGGUUUCUUUUUAUAGUUAUUUUUCCUGUAUGUCGCCUGCAGUAUUUUCUCAUAAACAUAUCUGGCUCUCUUUCCUAAAGUAAAAUGUAAAAACAAGUAACCCUGACCAGGACAAAGAUGAAUGAGUGAACACUGGGGAAAAAAACAGCACUGUACGAGCAACACGUCACGUCCAACAUGCUUGUGUGUUCAUGAACUUUGACUGCCCGUUCCUAAAACAUUUUUGGUAGCGUCCCAGGAUCCCUGUCCUGUUGGACACCUCAAUAACACCCCACGGUAUUACAGACAAAUGAUCAUAGACCUCUAUAGCUACUAAGUUAAGUGUGAAAAAUGACUAUUUAAUCCAGACAGUAACAAAGUACCAGAUAUUCAUCUUUAUUCUUUAUUCAUCAGAUGUAAAGUGUUUUGUUGGGUUUUUUUUUUGCCUGCCACUCCAGCCACACUGGACCACAGGUAGACUCUUGCAUCCCUGUUAUCUGUUAUCAGCUGAGGUCGAAAUUGUGUUGCGAGCCGACGUCUGUAGCGUAGGUGUGUUUUUAGAGGAGCUGCACGCGCACAAUUGCAUGCGUGGAAGUCUGUUCAUGAAAUCACUAGGUCAGGUAUGUAAAAAAAAACAAAACAAAAAAAAAGGUUUAUUUUUAUAAGCUCUUCGUUUUUAGCAGAGCUGAGAAGAAACUGAUAGUCGAGCUGUUAGGCGAGUUAGGUGUGUGUGUGUGUGAAGCUUUGUAUAAGAUUUUUCUUUUCUAUUUUUAAGUUCUAGUGGUUUUUCUUACCUGCUGCUUUUACUUUGUAAAUGAUGUGUGCGCAUGUGAGUUCAUGUAUUUAACAUGUCUGUGUAAUAAGUGCCGGGGAGCAGAUGUUCUUCAUGUCCUUAAUGUUCAAAAGCAGAGGACAAAAGGCAAAAAAAAAAAAGAAGAAAGUAAAUACUCAGUUUGGCUCAUUUAUUCAUUUUUCCUGCUGUUAAUAAGCUACAAGAGUUCCGGUGAACCAAAGACACGUGCCCCUCCUCGCUGUUAUUAUUUUUGAAUAUCAUUCAAUCUUUUGGUCUUAUUUUGUAUAUUUGGAUUAAGAAAUACAAAGCAAUAUGCAGUACAGUAACGUAUGAUUUUUACAUUGAUGUCCGGACUAUAAGUUGCUUUUUUUUUUUUUUUAAUUCAUUUUCUCAUGGCCAGUUUGUUAGAAUUUGUAGCGCAUGUGAGGAUUAAGCCUAAUGUCAUAACUAUUGGGAAAACCUGGCUUAAUACACUAAAAUGACUGACUGAAUACAAAUCUUGCAAUUGUAUCUUGUCAAAUAUUAUUCACUGUCUGAAGGACAAUAGUCAUUAA
Molecule: messenger RNA, 4070 nt
Organism: Tachysurus vachellii
Lineage: Eukaryota; Metazoa; Chordata; Actinopteri; Siluriformes; Bagridae
Product: protein phosphatase PTC7 homolog
Exons: 6
Coding region: 192-1085 (297 amino acids)
Source: RefSeq, a predicted model, not a curated record